UUCCGUUAUUGGUCAGACUGACUUAGGAUCUGUUGCUUUGCCGUAGCCGUCACUGGCUAAGUAAACAUGGCUCUGCUACAGUGCGUUAUCAGACAACGGACUUUAAUGACGGGAAAAAAAGAGAAAUAUGUGACGAUUAAUUUCGAAGCAUGACAUUACGAUGCGGUAGAUGUUGUUAAAUUGAUUAGCUUAGUGUAAUCUUUUGGGACCGUGAUUACGCAUAGCUAGCUGUCCAGUUGGCUAAUGUAAGCUAGCAAGAUGGAAAUUGGAACAAUGUUGUACAACAAUUUAAAAGAUAUAACAUGGAGCACGACGUCAUUGCCGUUGGAUCAACUUGUCGGUGCUUACAGGCUGCCUCAGAUUGUCAAAUUGGGGAACGGUCAACCAGUUGAAGGGCUCAGAGACAAUGACUACCUCUUGAUUCAUUCCUGCCGUCAGUGGACAACAAUUACUGCUCACAGUUUGGAGGAGGGACACUAUGUCAUUGGUCCCAAAAUAGAGAUCCCAGUACACUAUGAAGGUCAAUUUAAAUUGCUGGAGCAGGACAGAGAUGUCAAGGAGCCGGUGCAGUAUUUCAACAGCGUGGAGGAGGUAGCAAAAGCAUUUCCUGAAAGAGUGUAUGUCAUGGAGGAAAUCACCUUUAAUGUUAAGGUGGCCUCAGGGGAAUGCAAUGAAGACACAGAAGUUUACAACAUUACACUAAGCACCGGUGAUGAACUGACCCUGAUGGGCCAGGCUGAGAUCCUCUAUGCCAAGACAUUCAAAGAAAAGUCCAGAUUCAACACCAUCUUUAAGAAGAUUGGGAAGCUCAACUCCAUCAGUAAGAUCGGUCGGGGCAAGAUGCCGUGCUUGAUCUGCAUGAACCAUCGGACCAACGAGAGCAUCAGCUUGCCUUUCCAGUGCAAAGGCAGGUUCAGCACGUGCAGUCCGCUGGAGCUGCAGAUGCAAGACGGCGAACACACGAUCAGAAACAUCGUGGAGAAAACCCGCCUCCCAGUCAACGUCACAGUCCCCAGCAGUCCACCUCGCAACCAGUACGAUCUCCACUUGAUCCGGGAGGGUCACCGUUACAAAUUGGUCAACAUUCAAACAAAGACAGUAGUUGUGUGCUGCAUCCUGCGCAGCAACAAAAUCAUCCCCACUCACUUCCCCUUUCAUUUGGCAAUGCCUCGGUUUAUUAUUCCAGAGGAGCUCCUGCAGGGAGAGCUGUGGCUGGACACUGUGGUACAUCGCUGGUUUUCCUUCUGCCAGGAGCAGUUUGACAUUGAUGACUACUCUCGGGCUGUCCGGGAUGUACGCAGCGAUUGGAGCGAUGAUGGGAAGAGCCCUAAAAAAAGCAGCGGGAAUGGUACGUGCUGUGGAAGCAGCAGCAGCAGCUCCAACGGGUGUCCCAACCACAUGCAGACCCCCAGCUCUUUGACUCAUGCGCGGGAUGACCUCACCCAGUCCUUCCAUCGGCUCUCUGUGUGCGUGUACGGCAGCAACCUGCACGGGAACAGCGAGGUCAACCUGCAGGGCUGUAUGACUCUUGGUGGAGAUUGGGCUGGUCUUCCAUCUGAUGGCGUUCCUUCAGACCUGGGGGAAAAUGAACACCUUUACCCGGAGCCACUGGACUGCAUGCAUCAACAGCCACCCUUUAAGUCUGACGUUCCCUAUGAGGAGCUGUGGUUGGACAGUUUAAGAGGCUACUUCCCAAGGCCCCCUUCAAGUGAGGGAAUUCGAGGCAUCAACAAUGGCUGUGGAACAACAGCAGCCCUAUCUUAUGCAGUAACAUGUCCUCUUGGAGCAAUACCAAGCUCAGACGUCUCCCUCACUCCACCACCAGUUCCACCCAAAUCUGAAGCUGUGAAGGAAGAAUGUCGUCUUUUGAAUGCCCCCCCCAUCCCUCCACGAAGUCUGAAGCAAAUGCCAUCAGUUCCCAUUCCGUCAAAGCCGCGGCAGCAAGACACCCGGUCUCCAAGUCCAACCCUCUCGUACUAUUCCUCUGGUCUCCACAGCAUUGGAUCAUGUGAGAAAGAAGCAGUCGAACCAGAGUCAGGCCCGAUGUGCUACCCCUGUACCUGGGGUCAGUCCAACGACCCUGAGCCAAACCCUGCUCCAUUCAGCGCUAGCCCUCCCUCAGACGGGAUGUCCUCCAGGCUGUCGUGGCCAAAUCACUUCAGUGGGGACUCUCAGUGCGUGGAAGACUUUCUGCCGGCCAGCUGUCGAAGCUACUACAGCUACCCCAGGAAGAGGUCCCCGAGCUCCCUGAAAACCUGCACAUCGAGCCUCGUGGACUUUGACGGCCGAGUGCACGCACACAGCAGCAAGGACUUGAUGCUGCAGAAAACGUCUCUAAAUCACUUUUGCACCAAAUCCUCAAGUUACAAUUCAGAAAUGUACAGAGACAAGCCUAUAGAAGAAUCCAACACUAAGCAGAGCCUGUCCUGCCCCAUCUUACCACCGAGAACACUAAAGUGCACAGAGCGACUGUCAGGGUCCGACUGUGACAAGCAGGAAACUUUAAAUUGUUCACUUGCUCCCCACGAUCAUGGCACCAAAGACACUUAUUCCCCCUCUGACUCAUUAAUCCCUAACUGUCCCCCGUUGUCCGCUGGUGCACAGUGGCAGCCUCCGUCCAUCCUGGCUGGCUUGUCCAUUGAGGAGGUGUCCAAGUGUCUGAGAUUUAUCGGCCUGCCUGAUGACAUUGUGUUGCUUUUUGUGUCUGAGAAAAUUGAUGGGAAUUUACUCCUGCAGCUCACUGAGGAAAUUCUGGUAGAGGACUUCAAGCUGAGCAAACUACAGGUAAAGAAGCUCAUGCAGUUUAUAAAUGGGUGGAGGCCCAAGAUCUAACUGCCAGUAUAUGUAUGACACUCAAAGCAGAACGCCAUGCCUCCAGUAUAUAUAUGCUAUGCACACCAAGCCACAGCCUCUUGCGUUGGAUGAAUUGAUCUCCUUGUUGAAUCAUUUUCAGCCCAGGUCUGCUCUCGGCUAACAGAUUGGAAUCCUUUGGCACUUUCAUGAAGAUCUUGUCUAUGAUGUCAUUACUUAGGAGCUCACUAGUGUUCAUGUCAUAACUCAAAUCCUAAUUUUAGAGAAACCCAUUUAAUGAAAACACUAAUGAGAUGAAGUUUAGGAUCUUCCUGUUGAAGAUUGUGGCCACCUUGCAAGACUGUUAUGUGUUAAAUGUGUUAGCUGCACAGUCUUGUUGCAUAUCAUUUUUUUGAAGUAUUUAUCUGUGAAAGAGAAGAAGAAUGAAGAAUUCGUGAGACCUGAGAACAUCAGCAUUCAUCAACUAAUAUCAGAAUGGCACUUUGACAGUGCAGCGCUUCAAGUCUGCUUUCUGACAUCAGCAGAUGUAAACAAAGCUGAUGUAACCAUCCACAGUUCAUCUAGUCAAAGAAGAAGAACCAAAACUAUUACAGAAUGUUAUCAGGACUGUGUCCCACAGUUGUGGCAGGACAGCAUAACUGUCUGUGCUAGUGUUUGUAAAAUAGCUGCGCAGUCAGUGACGGUUUGGUCAAGGUUCAGAGGAACUUACUGCAAGCAAACAUAGUUCACGUAAUGGGUAUUAAGGGAUACUUGUGUUACUUUUAAAGUGUAUGUUAAGGAGCCCUAAGUUGCCUUUUAGUCCAAACUGCAAGAACUAGUCCUGCCCUCAAGCCUUUAUUACACUCACACACAAAGAGCUAAGAAAAGAGAGAUAAGAUUCUUUGCCUGCAGAACCAAACAAUCGGUAUCCAGUGAAUUCUAGUAGUAUUUGAUUUAACCAAAACAUCUCCACUAAAUAUAAUAUAGCUGUUUAUAACUGGAAAUUAACCGUGUGUGCCCCAAUAGAAGGAUGUUCCCAACCUAAACCCUAAUAGAAGUAGAGAAGGACCUUGAUGUUUUAUGAAAAUACAAAUUAUGCAUCAUGCACUUUGCUGGAGUUCAGCCGAAUUAAUUAGUUAUGGUCUUGAAAUACCAUAAGCCUGCUGCAGAAAUGUGCAGUCCAUGAAUGCACUAACUAGAACGGUACAUGUGUAGGUGUCCUCUAAUGCAACACACUAACUAAAGCUCAGAUGUUCUGCGCCUUAACCCAAAGACCUUGAAUUAAAGUAUGUAUUUGAUUGAUCAGAAACAGACGCGCAAGCUGAACUGUUUUAUUAGUUGUUGUUGGUACCCGCCGCCUUGAUUCUGAGUUGUGCGUUUACGUUUCAGUACAAAACAGUACAAAACAUGCAGAGCAGUUGUUCGAUGAAGGCGCCUCUGCUGCAACAGCCUUUAUGUGAACAACCAAAACGUUUAGUUUUUUCUAUGACACUUUUUGCAGUGGGGUGUUACAUUUUAUUGUGAUAUUUUUUUUCAUUUUAUAUGCAAAUUAAUUGUAAUUUUUUAAAGAAAAGUUAUACUGGUGUUGAAAUUAUUUUUUCUAAGGAUUUUUUUAUGCAGAACUUUGGUUGUACUUGGGUUUACUAAUUGAAAAAUGCAUUAAAACAAUACUUGCGGGUGAGAAACCUCUGCUGGCCUCAAUCACACUCCAAAGACAGUGACCAAAUAGUAUAUAUGUUGUGUUUAUGGUUUCCAUGACGAUUGAAGUCCUAUGCAAUAGCCAUUGUACGACAACAAGUCGGACAGAGGAAGAACCGAGGAACGUCACAGUACAGGAUUAUUGUUUGUUGGUUUGUUUAGGUGAAGAACGUUGGUCAGAGGUGUCAUGUGUCUUUCUCCAUACAGUUUGGUUCACUCGGGCCAGUAAACACAGCAGCACUGACACAUGCGACAUCUACAACCAAGUCAUUUACUGUGUGUGUGCUGCAACAUUAACUAUACAGAAGCAGAACAGCAGGAAAACGGAGUCGAGCCGUUACCUCUGACUUUCAUCCACGUCAGCAGUCCUACUUGAAAAAUCCUGACCCAAUCCAGCAGCGACUGUGCACUGGGUUCCAUAAUACUGUUGGUCACCAUUAAUCUGGAGUCAUGAACUCAGCCUUCAACUUAACACGUGUUCUGUCUGUUUUAGAUUGUAUGAUCAAUUAAAAUGAAUUAACUGUU
Betta splendens (Siamese fighting fish) is the source of this 5013-nucleotide messenger RNA. It is a transcript of the gene garem1, whose product is annotated as GRB2 associated, regulator of MAPK1. Gene Ontology annotation, biological process: cellular response to epidermal growth factor stimulus; epidermal growth factor receptor signaling pathway. Bases 259 to 2832 code for a protein of 857 amino acids. Lineage: Eukaryota; Metazoa; Chordata; Actinopteri; Anabantiformes; Osphronemidae. The transcript is spliced from 6 exons. The record is from RefSeq and is a predicted model, not a curated record. Gene Ontology annotation, molecular function: proline-rich region binding.